This is a messenger RNA of Anastrepha obliqua, 1684 nucleotides long. RefSeq lists its product as uncharacterized. The record is from RefSeq and is a predicted model, not a curated record. The transcript is spliced from 3 exons. The coding region runs from base 516 to 719 and encodes 67 amino acids. Lineage: Eukaryota; Metazoa; Arthropoda; Insecta; Diptera; Tephritidae.
AAAGCCAACAGAGAAAGAAAUGAAGUAUGUACCAACAGAAGGCAGCAUCCAGUUGAGUUUAUUGUCUCCAUGGGAGUGGAUAAUGUGCUUUCUCUGUACUCUCUCACGCGAAGCAACGCAUUUAGUGCUUUUUGGGGCUUGGCAGCCUAAAAGCGGGACAAAUUCGGUUCUAAGGCUGUACAUAUAAGGCAAAUGAUUUACGUGCAAUGCAAAAAGAAGCAUAGUUCGUGUUUAAUUUUUUAAUACAUUGUUAAAUUAUCACUAAUAGAAAAUACAAUUACGGGUAAAAUCUAAUCUAAAGAGAAACAGCUACUGCGAUAAUUAAUUAAAAAUGCAAAAACUGUAAUGUCUAAAUUAUUAUUCAAACUGCGGAAUGAACGUUUUCAAUAUUUCACUAAACCAUCUCCUUUAAACAAAGCAUUUAUAGAACUUACAGAAAAUACGCACGAAGAGCAGUCUUCGAUUUACAUAUUAAAAAAAAACGUGAUUGCCAGGUAAAAAAGUUUACCGUCAAAAUGCCAGCGGGCAGAGUAGCCGGUAAAGCUGGCUAUUCUAAUCACUACUACAACGGACGAUCAUAUGUUGGCAUCAACGAAGAAAUUAUGUGGGUCAGUAUAGGAAUGGGUGUAACGAUUGCAAUACUCAUAACAAUCGCGUUAUGUUAUAUUGCUCGUGAGAAGUGUCAAAAACGUCAACGAGAAUAUUAUGUGACCGCGUAGUUCCUUUUGUAACCAGCCUGCUAACUACUCCAUUACAUGAUUUUGUUGGUCGCCAAGAAUGUAGCUUUUUGCCAUAGCUUUCCGAAGAAUUAUUCAUCCCAAAUGAAAUGUUUAGAAUUAAACGAUUAUAUUGCAAAAAGCAGAUAUUUUAACGUGUGAAAAAUAAAUGCAACGCACAAGACACUUCACACUUCCGUAAAGUAAAAAGGUAUAUAUUUUACUAACAUACAUGUGUAUGUAUGCAGGUACAGAGUUGAAGUAUAUACCUAAUCAUAUUGGUAUGUACAUAUAUGAGUAUAUAUUAUAUAUGUAUGUGUCAAAAAUUGUAUUGUAAUGUUAUGAAAUAGAAUUUAAAAAAAUAUAUACUAAUUAAAAAAAACUAGGCCCUAUAUUAUAUACAAUUUAAGACCCAGGAUCCUCUAACAAGCCUUUUUUAUUGAUGUUACCUUACGUAAUAUAAUCAAGGAACAUCUCUGCUCAAUAUACAUACAUUAUUUAUCAUAUGGAAAUACCUUAUGAAAAUAAAAAUAAAAAGAAAAACAGGUAUUUAUGCACUUUAAUUGUUGUUGAAUUUUGCAAACGGAAAGAAAAAAUAUAAAUAUUGAUAUUGGAUUGUUAAACAUGGAGAAAUUUGUAUUUACACUUCAAGAAAACUAUAGCAUUAUUGAUCAAGUUAUGUGAUGUACAUUUUAUGUAAGUUGUACUCCUGCAUGUAUUUAUUGAAAAUCGGUUACUUUUAAGCCUUGCGAAUAAUAAACAAUUAUUUAAAUGUGUAAGCCAUUAUUAUAAUUAUUUACUAGAUUAAUAAACAUAAUUUAUAGUUUUUAUUAAUAAUUUUGGCACCCCACCGUAAGUACAUGCGAGUAUACACACUUAUGCUCAUAUUAAAAUAUUUACCGAUUAAACUGUUUUUAUAAAAAUAAGACGCAAAUUUAAUUUUAUGUUAAAUCAACUGCACCUUUUCC